Closterium sp. NIES-65 is the source of this 3543-nucleotide messenger RNA. The record is from the annotation of a GenBank genome assembly. NCBI's taxonomy places the organism in Eukaryota, Viridiplantae, Streptophyta, Zygnematophyceae, Desmidiales, Closteriaceae.
AUGUAUGACAUGACCAGUACCACCAUAAGGCUUCCUCCCAUCGGCUCUCCCAGAGAGAGCAGCACCAGUGAGCAAAUCCUGGCAGAAGCAGCAGUAGAGGAGCGGCUGACAGAACCAGUACCAGGAAAUAGUUAUGACGCCUCCCCAGAAGCAGCAUCUGAAUCUGUGCCUGGUAACUUGGACACGGCCACGGAGCAAAGGGGUGAAGAUUCACUGGAGAAGGGUGAUACAUCAGCGCCUGAUGCUGUGGAUGCUUGUUCACCGACCGAUCAAGUUAACGAGACCAAUGUCACUGCAAACUUUGACACUGGGGUGGGUGCUGCUAAUUCCACAGCUGAUAAUGAGGAAUGUCAUGCCGUGGAAGUGCUCCCUAUUAACCAGAUGGCAGCGGACGUUGUGGAGAGUGCGCAUGUUGACACCAUUGCUCCCAUGCAAUCCGCUGAGAAGCAGAAGCUGAGUCACGAAGAGCUCAAAGCACGCAUAAUGGGUUAUGGCAACAUGAGCGGUAUGAUGAAGAGACAGGGUGCUCGAGCAGACGUUUCUAGGCAUGUGGAAUUAGCUAGUAUAGCAGCUGGAGUGCAGAGAUUGUCAGGUGGACCGAGAAAGCCCACCUCCAGCAGAUCCUCUGCAGAAGGGAGAGGCUCUGAAGGUGGCUUGAUUGGGGAGGCAGGCAGCAUCUCACGCAAGCCAGCACUCUGGCGAUUUGGAUCGACUGGCCAGCAGGCAGCUGCAGGCACAACGGCAUCAGAUGCAGCAGGCAACGAGGGAGUCUCUCACAAGACUGCAUUGAACAACAUGCCAUCCCUGCAAAUGAUCGUGGCUGCUCCUGUAGCAGCAUUUGUGGAACUGGGGACGAAAAUGAGUGGUGCAAUGGUAGAUCUUGGAAGUGCACUUCGGAAACACCAAGAGCAUGGAGCUCAGGUGGCUGAGAUGAGUGAAUUGGACAAGAAGAAGCUCCAGGUCCCCCCACCUGAUAUGGAGAAUCCUGAGAACGUUUUACACCUGGAUCAUGCUGCUGACGUUGAGGUCGGUGAUGCGAAGGGUUUGGAGUCACAAGCGAGUGCAGGGGCUGGUCGCAGCGUGAUUUUUGGAGUAAAAGAAGGUGAUGAGAAGGAUGGAGAUGAUUUCAGCAAAGGGAAGGAGGCCACUGAGGCUAGUGGCGAUGGGGUCAGUGAAGGGAGAAGUCCCUGUGAGCUGGAUGAAGGCCAAGGCAUAGGCAUGGGAGGAAGUGCCUAUGCGUAUGAUCAUUCAACAGCCUUGAGCGGAAGCCUCGGUAUAGACUUGUCCAAAGAGAUGAAGGGCGAGCAUUCGUCAGAGAUUGUUGUUGGUGCGAGGUCCAGUGACGGGUCAAGCAAGUCAAGUGAGCAGUCCAACCACAGCCACUCCAGAGACAGCACCGGCAGCAGCAGCUCAACCGACCAUGUCAAAUACAAAUGGCCUCUUACGACCCAAACGAGCACUGGUAGCACCUCCACUGGCACACGGCGUCCACGGGUCUUAUUGGAUGACCACUGGUGGAAGACGAAGCUGGUUGGUGAGGAGCCAGGGCGCCGUUUGGUGGCUGCUCAGCUAGCCAGGGAGGCAAUGCUGAUGCGAGGGGGGUCGGGUAAUGUCUCACGGCUGGAGGGACGCGUUGGGGGAUUGGAGGCGCCCACUCCUCUUGCUUCACGUUCCAAUUCUGGAGUCCCACCGACCAUAAGGAAGGGAGCCAUCACGAUAGCUCUGCAUGAGGAAAGAACGGAUGUGGCUCAGGGCUCAAAUGCUGACAGUUCCGAGCCUGAGGGGGAAAGAGAAGACAAGUCUGAUGGAGCUGAUGGUGCCUUGUCAAGGCUCGCUGACAAACGUACAACUGAACCACCUGGGGUUGCUGCUGAUGGGACAAGCACAUGCACGAGCAAGCCGUUACAGCAAGGUGGUGUUGAUGAAGGAAUUGCGUUGCAGGGGGCACAGGGAAACCAUUCAGUGGGCAAAGGAUCCGCUGCAACAACGCUGGGUAAGGGUGAAAUCACGUUGCUCAGCUCCGCUACUCAGGCUGAAGUGGAGGCACAUCAGCAGCCAUGCCAGACUGCGGCUGACAAUCAUGACCCCUGGGUGAGCAAGGCGGAGCACAAAACUCCAGUGAUGGCAGUCCCUCCUCCAGUGGACAAGCGUCUGCAGUCAGGCUUUGACGGGCUCAUGCAGGCAAUUGAGUCGCUGGCCACCAUGAGUGUUUCUCGCUCUCCUGGAGCCAAGCCAUGGGCCUCAAGCAACCGAGAAACAGACAAGGGAGCAACCAGUCACAGGCUCCCUGCAGCAUCACCGGAGCACACUGAAGAGUUUGCUCACAGGGCAGGGGUGCUGAGCCUGCAGCAGCAGGCAGCGUGGCUGUGGGGCAGUGCACAGCACAUGGCUGCACGGGGCACAAGGGCCAGCUCUGCAUCUAGCGAUGGGGACUCCCAGGCCAGGGGUAGCGGUGUGGAGCACGACAGGACGAGUGGGAGGGCGAGUGAUAGGCCACAUCCAUUCCCGCUGGUGCAACCGCCUUCCGCAUCUCCUGCCCGUUCCCCCCUUCCCUCUGCCCGUCUCGUCGUUUGCGCAUCUUCCCGUCGCGGAAGAUCCCGACCAGCGCCGCGCGGGUUUUCCGCGCGCGAGGCGAUGCGCGGAGGGGUGGACUCGGAGGGGCGGCAGUAUGCGUCGGCAGACGAAAUGUGGCGGCAGGAGGCGGGGGAGCGCGCAGUGAGCGCGGGGGAAGGGAAAAGCGAGGAGGGCGCAAUGGAGGCGGAAAUGGGUGGGAAGAAGCGCGAAUGGUACGACAAGGGCGUCAAGUACUGGGAGUGCGUGGAGGCGAGUGUGGACGGCGUGUUGGGGGGAUACGGCGCGGUGAGCUCAACAGACGCGGCGGGCAGCGCGGCCUUCCUGCACGAGGUCUACGGCGCACAGCUCGACGCUGCCCGCUCACAGGGCCGCCCGCUUGUUGCUCUGGACUGUGGGGCGGGCAUAGGGCGAGUGACCAAGGAGUUCCUACUGCACGUCUUCAACGAGGUGGAUCUAGUGGAGCCGGUUCGGCACUUCAUAGAUGCCGCCCGCGACCACCUCGCCUCGCCGCCCUCCUCUGCUGCCUCGCCUGCCGCCUCCCACCGCGCCGUCAACUUCUUCUGCUGCCCGCUCCAGGAGUUCAGUCCAGAUGCAGGGCGGUACGAUGUGGUGUGGGUGCAGUGGUGCAUCGGCCACCUCACUGACGCCGACCUUAUCGCCUUCCUCCAUCGCUGCCUGGCAGGGCUGCGGCCGGGCGGCAUCAUAGUGCUCAAGGAGAACACGUGCCAGAAAGGGUUCGUGUUGGACAAGGCGGACAGCAGUGUGACGCGCAGCGAUGCAUACUUCAGAGACCUCUUCAAGCAGGCCAACCUGCAGCUCCUCAAAUCCAAGGUGCAGCGCGGGUUCCCCUCGGAGCUGUUUGUGGUGAAGAUGUACGCGCUGGCAGCACACCCCACCACACACGGGGGAGUGGCGGGGCGCACACGGCAGCGCAGCAAGAGACCCAAUCAGCCGGCUGUCAUCUACUGA